AUGUGCGCCACAGAUAUGCCAUCGACUAGCCGAUCGGAACCCGACUCGUUCGGAGGAGAAGAUCCCGAUGAAACGGAAAAAAUGAAAGAUCUCCCAAGACGAACUCAGAUAUCAAUUAACAGUAGAAAAGAGGUCUUAGAUCUCCAGAACACAAAAAGACGAAUACGUAAGUGGAAAGCAAGAAUCCAUGGGUUGCGAACGGAUUUGAAUGAUACGAGCGGUCCCUUCAAACUCUCUGAUGAAGAACUGCAACAGUGCAUUGAUGAUGAAGAGCGAGAUUGGAAUGAGCGUGCAGAAGAAUUAGUGGAGAACUUAACAGAUUUUUUACCUCAAGAGCAAAUUCAUGCACUUGUUCCUGAAGUCACAAAAGAAGAUAUAGAGGCUCGGAGGAAAACUGGAAAAGUAAAGUUCAGGAAAAUACAAUAUAGUGAGGGAGAGCUGGAUGGAUCUGAUCUCAACAAACCAGCAUCACCGGAAAAUCCUCAUCCUUUCAAUCCCAACAUAGCCAUUCCUCCUGUUUAUUCCAGGACUGUUGCUCCUUAUGUUAACUAUGUACCUCUUCUACAAAACCUAGUCGAUUUAGGUGUUAAUCUUUUCGAAAUUGAUACAACGACUUCACUCUCGCGUCAUUUGAUCCGGCUUGAUAAAGAAAAAGAUGUUAAGCCAAAGUUACAAUGGCUUGUCACUCUCGGUUUCGAGCCCUCUCAUUUAGGAGAAUAUAUCACACGCAAUCCCUUUUUUCUGAUCCAAAGCUUAGAUGAUAUGAAGACAAGAGUCAAUUACUUAGAAGCAAAGAAGUUUUCGAAAGAUCAGAUAGUUAAAAUCAUAAAGGAGUUCCGAUAUUGGAUCAAUGUCGAUGUAAAAACUAUGGACGCUCGUUUAGGUUGGAUUCAGAAACAGUUCGGGCUAUCUGGUAAUGAAGUUCGAGCUUUAAUUGUUAAAGAACCAAGAGUUAUUAUGUUUGGGUUGGGUCCAUUACAAAGAUUAGUAAAUAUGCUUAACAAGGAAUUACUUUUUUCUGCCAAAGAAAUGAAAAGGAUGUUGUUGCUAGAUCCCCGGCUUUUCAUGAUGGAUGCCAAGUUCGUACUAAGUAAUUACUACUAUAUAUAUCGAGUCAUGUUGUUGUCGAAUGAGAUAAUAUCAGAAAACCCUUUCAUCCUUCGUUGCUCACUGAGCAGUAUCAAAAACCGUCAUGAAUUUCUACGAAAAAUGAACCGGAAUACAUACGAGGGACAGCGGCUGAGCGAAGAUACAAUCAGCGAAUCAUCAAAGUUGGAAAAUGACGUGAAGCCUGUGCCUUUAGAAAUUUUUUUACAUCCUAAUGAUGCUGUUUUUGCUACGAAAGCUGCUAACACGUAUCUCGCGAUUUAUAAUAAAACUAUGAAGAACUUAGUUAAACAGGGUGAUAAUCCCGAUAUCACUAAAGAAAGGCUCGGAGCUUCAUUCGAUGUAGACCGCAUGGCUUCAUUCAUCCAUGGUGGGGAUGAAAUCUUGAUAAGAAGAAGAGAAAUCCUACAAUUCGUGAAGUCAAUUAAGGAGUUUGACGAUCCCAUUCCAGUAGAGUUCAUGUCUCGAGAAGAACGAUGUGAGAACGGCACAAGAAAGAUAGUUGCCAUGACAGACAAUACAGAUGCUAUAGAUGGAUCAGAUUUUUUCGGCGAAGGAAUGUAUUUGCAAAGUUUGGUUAUGGGUCGAGAUUUACAUGCCAUGUCAUUACAUUACGUCAUGUUCAUUCCAACAUUACAAGGACAAACUGAUGAUGAUCAGUUGGACAAAUGGUUAACCUUAGCUAUAGUCAGAGGAGUUGUUGGAACUUAUGCUCAAACCGAGCUUGGUCAUGGUACGAAUUUGGCAAGACUGGAAACAACAGCAACGUACGACCCGAGAACUCAAGAGUUUGUGUUACAUACUCCCACUAUCACGGCGACUAAAUGGUGGCCAGGAGCUCUGGGAAAGUCAUCCAAUCAUGCUAUUGUGGUGGCUCAGUUAUACACAAAUGGUAAAAAUAUGGGACCGCAUCCGUUUAUCGUUCAAAUUCGUGAUGAAGAAACACAUAUGCCUCUUAAAGGAAUUAAACUUGGAGAUAUUGGUCCUAAACUUGGAAUAAAUGGUAGCGAUAACGGCUUCAUGAUUUUUGAUCAUUUGAGAAUACCCAGAGAAGCCAUGUUAAUGAGAUACUCUAAGGUUCUUCCUGACGGAACAUAUGUUGCUCCAAAGCAUUCUAAACUGGCAUUUGGAACUAUGGUGUUUGUUCGAUCUAUUAUGAUAAAAGACCAGUCCCAUCAGUUGGCAGCGGCAGCGUGUAUAGCUAUCCGCUACAGUGCUAUUCGACGACAAGGAGAGAAAGUUGCAGGAGAAGGAGAAGUGCAGAUAAUAGAUUAUCAGACACAACAGUAUAGAAUUUUCCCACAAUUAGCUCGUGCAUAUGCUUUCAUUUUUGCUGCAUACGAGAUACGUGAUUUGUACAUGCAGUUAACUGAACAACUGAUUGAAGGAAACGUAGACUUGCUGCCUGAAAUUCAUGCGUUAACCUCAGGGUUGAAAUCAGUUGUAUCAUGGGAGACAGCCCAAGGAAUAGAACAGUGCAGACUGGCCUGUGGUGGCCACGGAUACUCGCAAGCUUCUGCUUUCCCUGAAAUUUAUUCAUAUGCAGUAGGUGGAUGCACUUACGAGGGCGAGAAUUUAGUCAUGUUGCAACAAGUUGCAAAAUUCCUUGUGAAAGCUGCCGGAGAAGUUCGUAGCGGUAAAGCACGCUUAGCGGAGAUCUGUUCAUAUCUGGGCCAGAAAGGAAAAAUUAAGUCUUCUUUCAAACAUUGGAAUAGCUAUAGUUAUGAAGAGGUUGUCGCUGACUUCGAGCAUGUUGCUCGACAACAGGUAUUCCGUGCAUACGAUCUAUAUAGAGAACAUCAGAAAACGAAGUCUGUUGAGGAGGCAUGGAACUCGGCUUCUAUUGAGUUGUGCAAAGCUUCUAGGUGGCAUGUAAGAUUAUACUUGGUUAAGAAUUUCUUGAACAAAGUUCGGAAGGCAUCCGAUAAAACGCUGAGUGUACCUCUGACAUGUCUAUCGAAGCUCUACGCUUUCGAUCUGAUUGCACAUUCAGAAGGAGAGUUCUUAAAAAAUGGAUAUAUGAACGAGAACCAAAUCAAUAAUAUAAGGGAAGGCAUUUAUAACUGUCUCGCUGGUAUUAGACCAGAUGCAGUUGCACUUGUCGACAGUUGGGAUAUCGACGACAGAGAACUGAAAUCUGUGCUAGGACGUCGAGACGGUAACGUCUAUCCUGCUCUCCUAGAAUGGGUACAACAGAGUCCAUUGAAUAAAACUGAGGUUUUAUCUUCUUACCACAAAUAUCUUGGACCAAUGAUGAAAGAUGCAAAGUCGAAGAUUUAA
Auanema sp. JU1783 is the source of this 3387-nucleotide messenger RNA. The record is from the annotation of a GenBank genome assembly. NCBI's taxonomy places the organism in Eukaryota, Metazoa, Nematoda, Chromadorea, Rhabditida, Rhabditidae.